AUGCGCGUUCUCAGCAUCCUCGCUCUCGCCGCCGGCAUCGUCUCUGCCAACUACGAGGUCACCUCGUACAGCACCAGCACCCAGUACCUCACCGCCACCGUCACUCUGACCCAGUGCAACCCGGCCAACCCUGAGUGCCCUCUGUACACGCCUCCUCCCACCACGUCGUCGAGCACCUCGACCAGCUCGACGACCACCAGCAGCUCCAUCCACAUCAACACCACCAGCGUCUUCACCUACCCGGUCCACAACACCACCUCGACCAAGGUCUACCCUACCACCCACCUCAACUCCACUGUGGUCUAUCCCACCGCUGCCUACCCUACCACGGCGCCGCCGUAUGUGCCCACCACUGCCAGCCCAGCUCCGUCGCAGCCUACCAUCCCCGUCGGCGGUGCUGGUGCUCUCGCCGUCCAGUCCGGCCUCCUCAUGGGUGUGCUUGGUCUCGGUGCUGCUCUCCUCGCUUAG
Messenger RNA from Microdochium trichocladiopsis, 468 nucleotides. RefSeq lists its product as uncharacterized. The transcript has a single exon. The record is from RefSeq and is a predicted model, not a curated record. NCBI's taxonomy places the organism in Eukaryota, Fungi, Ascomycota, Sordariomycetes, Xylariales, Microdochiaceae. Bases 1 to 468 code for a protein of 155 amino acids.